Molecule: messenger RNA, 753 nt
Organism: Naegleria gruberi
Lineage: Eukaryota; Heterolobosea; Eutetramitea; Acrasida; Naegleriidae
Exons: 2
Coding region: 1-753 (250 amino acids)
Molecular function (GO): lipid binding
Source: RefSeq, a predicted model, not a curated record
AUGACUUGUUCUUCCGCUCCAAAUAUUAAAGAAGAUGAACAAGUUAGAAUUUUACAAGACUUGGAGACUAGAAAACGAAUCAAGGAAAAGUGGAAUCAAGCCUUUGAAUGGGCAAAGGAAAUGUCCUUUGAUGAUGCUAUUGAAAAGGGCUGGAUGGAAUAUUCGCAAACUAGAAAGAAUGUCAAGAUUUAUCAAACGACUAGACGAAUUCAAAAUGAAAAGUUUGAAGGACAUAUGUGUAUUAGAGGAGAUGUUUUGGUGGAGAAGUGUACAGCAGAGGAAUUUAUGACGCCUUUUACUUGUUUGGAUAUGGAAAUAAAGAAGAUUUUGGAUCCACUUGUGAAGAGAAAUGAAGAUGUUGAAAUGUGGACUGAUGAGGAUGGUACAUUUAAGAUUCAAUACUUUUUAAUUGGAACAGCUCCAUUAGUUUCGGAUAGAGAUUUCAUCUAUGUUGUGAAAAUUGGUAAAUUGACACCAACGAUAUCCUAUGUAGUUUCAGCAAGUAUUCACUCUGAGACUUAUGAACCACCAUCGGAUUUUGUCACAUCAACAAAAGCUGUUCGUUCACACAACUAUUUCAUUUCAAACUUUUAUGAACAAUUGGAAGAUGGAAAUUUGAAAGCAACCUAUUGCACUUGUUCAGAUCCUAGAGGUUGGAUUCCAACAGCACUCACAAAUACAUUCCUGCAACAUCAACCUUUAAAAAUGGCUGAUAUUGCCAAAGUUGCACAAAAGAAUUUAUUGGAACAUUAA